Molecule: messenger RNA, 171 nt
Organism: Ostertagia ostertagi
Lineage: Eukaryota; Metazoa; Nematoda; Chromadorea; Rhabditida; Trichostrongylidae
Source: the annotation of a GenBank genome assembly
AUGUGGCAUCGUCAUCCGAUGAAACCAUCUACGAGUAUUGUAAUUGGUAUGCUGAAAGUCUCUAGAAAGCAUCUAUACCUUCUUGCUGCUUCUCAGAUAGAACGCUACCAAGAAGAUCCAAUUUGUAUUCUCGAUUUUUACAUUCACGAAUCGGUUCAGCGCAAAGGAUAA